AUUCCACUAGUUAAGAUUUAACUAGAUAUAAGCCUGCACUUCUCUUUUAAUUCCACCAAACCUUUCAUCUCAGCUGCCAAGACAACUAGAGCAAGGAAUCUCCUUUAAAAGUCACUCAGAGCUAACAAGACAGGGAGGGAGUAGAAAGACGGAGAGAAGAGGGAGGGUGAGUGUAGAGCCAGAGAGAAUUGGCGCUCAAGUGUGAGCAAGAGAGAGCACACAGAACACGGCGAGCGUCUCUUGUAACCAUUGGCAUUUAGAUACAUUCAAAGCCUAAUUCUUUAUUGAAGAAUAAAACAGAUCACGAUCAAAAUCUGACACUUUAGCAGUCAACUGAACCGAACCGAACUGAUGGGCUUUUAUUUGAGGAGCAACAGUUUAAAAGGACUCGUCAGAGGUCCUAGUUGUUGAGGAUGGAUUUUUGAGUCUUGCUUUGUGAAAAGGAUUCUAACAGUGACUUUAAAUCUACAAAGGGCUAAGUAAGUCAGCAAGAACGCGGACAUUUAUGCUGGAUGGAUUUCCUUGGAUUUGUUGGCAGUGCUGAUUUGUUUGUCACUUUGUUGGUGCGUUUGGGUCACUGAAAUUCUGCCAUAAGGAGAAACGAGCUGGUGAAGGGCUCAGGUAUAGGUCAGUUUCACACUGGACCAUACAAACUAUAUCUGGAGGAGGAUUUGGCGAUCAUGGGCAAAUCAAACAGCAAGCUCAAACCGGAGGUGGUGGAGGAACUGACCAGAAAGACCUACUUUACAGAAAAAGAGGUUCAGCAAUGGUAUAAGGGCUUCAUAAAAGACUGUCCUAGUGGUCAACUUGAUGCAGCAGGUUUCCAGAAGAUCUACAAGCAGUUCUUCCCCUUUGGUGACCCCACCAAGUUCGCCUCAUUUGUCUUCAAUGUUUUUGAUGAGAACAAGGAUGGACGAAUUGAGUUCUCCGAGUUCAUUCAGGCUCUGUCUGUGACCUCACGUGGGACUUUGGAUGAAAAGCUCCGCUGGGCCUUCAAGCUCUAUGAUCUUGAUAACGAUGGCUAUAUCACUCGUGAUGAAAUGCUCAAUAUCGUGGAUGCCAUCUAUCAGAUGGUGGGAAACACAGUUGACCUUCCUGAAGAAGAAAACACACCGGAGAAAAGAGUGGAUCGCAUUUUUGCCAUGAUGGAUAAGAAUGCUGACGGGAAACUGACCCUGCAGGAGUUUCAGGAGGGAUCAAAGGCAGAUCCUUCUAUUGUACAAGCCCUGUCGCUUUAUGAUGGCCUGGUAUAGUAGCAGCCUCUCUUAAGGAAACAGGUACAUCAGAGGAUCUAGUGCGGUGCCAUCACCCAGUGCCAUGAAGGAGAUGAGUCUGACCUCUCUACCUGGACAUUUAAGACUAAGAGAGAAGAAUUCAUCCUCAUCUUCUCAACACAAGCAAAUCACAUUUCAGCACUGAGAAAGAAAACAAGAGACUGUCAUCCUGAAAGUUGUGUGUGUGUGUGUGUGUGUGUGUGUGUGUGUGUGUGUGUG
This is a messenger RNA of Danio aesculapii, 1493 nucleotides long. RefSeq names its product neuronal calcium sensor 1b (gene ncs1b). The transcript has 8 exons. Bases 681 to 1253 code for a protein of 190 amino acids. NCBI's taxonomy places the organism in Eukaryota, Metazoa, Chordata, Actinopteri, Cypriniformes, Danionidae. Gene Ontology annotation, molecular function: calcium sensitive guanylate cyclase activator activity; calcium ion binding. The record is from RefSeq and is a predicted model, not a curated record.